Molecule: messenger RNA, 4237 nt
Organism: Pongo pygmaeus (Bornean orangutan)
Lineage: Eukaryota; Metazoa; Chordata; Mammalia; Primates; Hominidae
Gene: JPH2
Product: junctophilin 2
Exons: 7
Coding region: 306-2399 (697 amino acids)
Cellular component (GO): plasma membrane; endoplasmic reticulum membrane; sarcoplasmic reticulum
Source: RefSeq, a predicted model, not a curated record
GCAGACUCAGGGGACUCUGAGAAUGGAACGGAGCUGUCAUUCCCGGGAGGAAAAGACACCAGCAGGCAGCCUUGCUCUGGAUGGUGGAGUCCGGGCUCCCGGGCAUGGCACUGACUAGCCGACCCGGUGCUGACUUGGCGCCGGGGCACUUUCAGCCUCUGCUGGCAUCCUGCUUCCUCCCUCCUGGGGUGCAGUGGUGAGUCUGGGGGCCUGCCUCCGAGGGCACUGGAGGAGUGUUGCAGGCAUCACCCACGCCCUCUGCACCCACGCUGGAGGACGGGGAGGUUGUCAGGGGCUAUGAUGAGAUGAGCGGGGGCCGCUUCGACUUUGAUGAUGGUGGGGCGUACUGCGGGGGCUGGGAGGGGGGAAAGGCCCAUGGGCACGGACUGUGCACAGGCCCCAAGGGCCAGGGCGAAUACUCUGGCUCCUGGAACUUUGGCUUUGAGGUGGCAGGUGUCUAUACCUGGCCCAGCGGAAACACCUUUGAGGGAUACUGGAGCCAGGGCAAACGGCAUGGGCUGGGCAUAGAGACCAAGGGGCGCUGGCUCUACAAGGGCGAGUGGACACAUGGCUUCAAGGGACGCUACGGAAUCCGGCAGAGCUCAAGCAGCGGUGCCAAGUAUGAGGGCACCUGGAACAAUGGCCUGCAAGACGGCUAUGGCACCGAGACCUAUGCUGAUGGAGGGACGUACCAAGGCCAGUUCACCAAUGGCAUGCGCCACGGCUACGGAGUGCGCCAGAGCGUGCCCUACGGGAUGGCCGUGGUGGUGCGCUCGCCGCUGCGCACGUCGCUGUCGUCCCUGCGCAGUGAGCACAGCAACGGCACGGUGGCCCCGGACUCGCCCGCCUCGCCGGCCUCCGACGGCCCCGCGCUGCCCUCGCCCGCCAUCCCGCGCGGCGGCUUCGCGCUCAGCCUCCUGGCCAAUGCCGAGGCGGCCGCGCGGGCGCCCAAGGGCGGCGGCCUUUUCCAGCGAGGCGCGCUACUGGGCAAGCUGCGGCGCGCAGAGUCGCGCACGUCCGUGGGUAGCCAGCGCAGCCGUGUCAGCUUCCUUAAGAGCGACCUCAGCUCGGGCGCCAGCGACGCCGCGUCCACCGCCAGCCUGGGAGAGGCCGCCGAGGGCGCCGACGAGGCCGCACCCUUCGAGGCCGAUAUCGACGCCACCACCACCGAGACCUACAUGGGCGAGUGGAAGAACGACAAACGCUCGGGCUUUGGCGUGAGCGAACGCUCCAGUGGCCUCCGCUACGAGGGCGAGUGGCUGGACAACCUACGCCACGGCUAUGGCUGCACCACGCUGCCCGACGGCCACCGCGAGGAGGGCAAGUACCGCCACAACGUGCUGGUCAAGGACACCAAGCGCCGCAUGCUGCAGCUCAAGAGCAACAAGGUCCGCCAGAAAGUGGAGCACAGUGUGGAGGGUGCCCAGCGUGCCGCUGCUAUCGCGCGCCAGAAGGCCGAGAUUGCUGCCUCCAGGACAAGCCACGCCAAAGCCAAAGCUGAGGCAGCGGAACAGGCCGCCCUGGCUGCCAACCAGGAGUCCAACAUUGCUCGCACUUUGGCCAGGGAGCUGGCUCCGGACUUCUACCAGCCAGGUCCGGAAUAUCAGAAGCGCCGGCUGCUGCAGGAGAUCCUGGAGAACUCGGAGAGCCUGCUGGAGCCCCCCGACCGGGGCGCCGGCGCAGCGGGCCUCCCACAGCCGCCCCGCGAGAGCCCGCAGCUGCACGAGCGUGAGACCCCUCGGCCCGAGGGUGUCUCCCUGUCACCUGCCGGGACGCCCCCGCAGCCCAAGCGGCCCCGGCCCGGGGCGUCCAAGGACGGCCUGCUGAGCCCAGGCUCCUGGAACGGUGAGCCCAGCGGUGAGGGCAGCCGGCCAGUCACUCCGUCCGAGGGCGCGGGCCGCCGCAGCCCCGCCCGUCCAGCCACCACCGAGCGCAUGGCCAUCGAGGCUCUGCAGGCACCGCCUGCGCCGUCGCGGGAGCCGGAGGUGGCGCUUUACCAGGGCUACCACAGCUAUGCUGUGCGCACCACGCCGCCUGAGCCCCCGCCCUUUGAGGACCAGCCCGAGCCCGAGGUCUCCGGGUCCGAGUCCGCGCCCUCGUCCCCGGCCACCGCCCCGCUGCAGGCCCCCACGCUUCGAGGCCCCGAGCCUGCACGCGAGACCCCCGCCAAGAUGGAGCCCAAGCCCAUCAUCCCCAAAGCCGAGCCCAGGGCCAAGGUCCGCAAGACUGAGGCCCGAGGGCUGACCAAGGCCGGGGCCAAGAAGAAGGCGCGGAAGGAGGCAGCGCUGGCGGCAGAGGCGGAGGUGGAGGUGGAAGAGGUCCCCAACACCAUCCUCAUCUGCAUGGUGAUCCUGCUGAACAUCGGCCUGGCCAUCCUCUUCGUUCACCUUCUGACCUGACCCUCGCCUACCAGAGCCAGAAGUUCCUGCUGAGGACAUGAGGACCGUCUUUUUGCAGUGCCAGGCAGGGUGGCCAAAGAGGACUGGACUCUGGACCCGGAGCCCCGCGGUCCAGUUCACAUUCACCCCACAAGAGUUUCAGGAGGCCUCCCACGGUGCCUGUGCUGGGUGGCGGUGGUGGUGCCAAGAGGAAUGGAAUGUCCUGGGCUCCUUCAGGAGCUCUCUACCCAGGGGCAAGGAGAGCCCAGAGAGAAGCGCCCUGGUCUCUUGAGCUUCCUGAUCUGCUCCUGUCCCCCGCCCUCCUCCACUCCCUUGCCUUUCCCUAGGUUGUCCCCUCCCUGGGCUUUUGUGUGUUUUGGGAGAUGUCACCUAACCAGGACAUUGAUAUUCAAUCCCAUCCCCCUUCCUUCCACUCUGCCCCACUUUGAUUUAAUCCUUUGGCUGUGGGCUGAGGCCUCCCAGGGAAGCUGGGUGGGUGCUGAGACCCCCUCAGACCAGCGCAGAGGCCUGUCCUUGUGCAGUCUGCACCCCGCACCCCCUCCCUUGCCUGUAGAUGUUCUGGGUGACAGGAGAGGAAAUGGACAAGGUCAGUUGGAAUAUCCCAGAACACAGUGCUCUGUCUCCUCCCACCAGUCCAGUUAGCUUCCCUUCUGGACCAAUAGACGAGGGGAGACCCCAUGGAUCCUCUGGCUGGGAAGCGGCUGACCAGGUGGCCAGGGGGCGGGGUGGGAAGAGGGGUUAAGGUACAGUGGUGAUGGCCUGUUUUGGAGUGUGUCUGAGACUGGGAUUGCAUUUGGGGUUUCUCGUGUGCUUGGGAUGCUAGAGGGUCACCUGCAGGAGGCCUGAGGCCGGCCAGAGAAAUCUCCUGUGAUGCCCUGUGAGAUGGCUUGUCUCCUCCCCCAUCAGGGCCCACCGAAAGCUCAGGGGAGCACAGAAGCCCGUGGAAGCCCAGGGAGAUGUCCCUGGGGCAGACACUCAGGCAGGUGUUGAAGACAAGCUGCUUGUCAAGAAGCAUUUCCCGGCAAGAGAGGAGCAAGUCUGGGGCUCCAACUGGGUACAGCCUGGGUGCAGUUAUCAGCCCCUUUGGCUUACUUGGCAGAAGAUGGCUACUUGGAUGUACCUCACUUAAAGAUGUUUUGUACCACACUAGGUCUCUGGGCCCUUGUGUUUCCUGGGGGUGGGGUGAGGGCCAAAAGCUAUGGUUUCCUGCCUCCAGGAGAGUGGAGGGAAGGGGCUUCCAGGCCCCUCCAAGCCUGGGGAAGGACGUGGCAUCCAAGCUGAGCCAGAGGGAACUGCUGCUGUCCUCCCUUCAUUUCUAUGGACCUUGGAGGCUUUGGCUUUGUGGCAGGGCCUCCCCAGGCAUCUCUGGGACCUAGGAGUUUGCUUCUGAUGGGGUUAGCUUUCCCAUUUCCCCUCAGUGCUUGGGAACCUUCUCCCUUAGCUUCACACUUGCCGUUUCAAGCCCUGCUGGGACCUUGUGGCUUGGCUGGAAUCCAGGACUGUAUUUUCAUGGAGAAGAACCUGCAGAUUCUUCCAUCCUCAGCUGGCUGUGGCCCACGGCUCUGCAUCUGCAUCUGCAUCUGAGCUUCUCAAGACUCCUGGAGCAUGAGGGGAAUGGGUCAGGGCCACUGCUCAGUGCUGAUGGGCUCCAGGCUCUGUAUCGGAGAUUCUUGUCCUGUUUUUGUUUUGUUUUGUUUUGUUUUGUUUUUGGCUGGUGCUGGGGACAAGCCUGUGCCUGCCAAAGCUCCCAGGCCAAGUUUGGGGCCUGGUGUUUGGGGUUGGGGUUGGGGUUCAGGAUGCUGCAGUCUGUGCAAUAAUAAACCCGCAUCUGCUCACGG